Molecule: messenger RNA, 769 nt
Organism: Ambispora gerdemannii
Lineage: Eukaryota; Fungi; Glomeromycota; Glomeromycetes; Archaeosporales; Ambisporaceae
Source: the annotation of a GenBank genome assembly
AUGAGCGUAUACUGCGAGGUUGCCAAAUACAAUUCUCAAGAAAUAAUCGACGAUAUUGCCAAAAAUCCGUUUUCGGUAUCCAACGAGACUAAGGUCACAAAGUCAGCUUGUAAGUGGAAUAGUGACGAAGGAACACCAUCAAUAUCGCCAACCAAACGGACGAAAUUAAAUGAAGAUACAACUCCAGAUAUUAUAUCUGGUUUAAAUGAGAGUGCGAGUUUUGAUUGUGGACUCAGAAAUUACGAAGAAGGAAUAGUAAUUGAUUCUGAGCUGGCUCUUCAAGAAACAGAUGAGGAAUCAGUAUCAACAUCUGCGCGCCUCUUUGACGAGGAUACUUGGAAGAAAUGGAAACUAAAAUCUGACCCGAAGUCUGGAGAAUCGUUCGGUGUGGUUUUAAAAUCGCGAAACCGGGAUGGUGUAGCAGUGAAAAUUAUUCGGAGAUUCAAAAGUAUACAAAGACGUGCAACUAUUUCUAAUCGUCUAGAAACCAUAUCUAAGCUUCUAAAACUAAAAUCACUUGAAUCCUUAGGACAAGGCUUAGAGGAAAUUCGGCUUUUGAAUAAUAUUAAAGAAGAUAUUAGAAAGCUUCUCUUGGAGGAGCUCAAAAUAACCUGCGUGAUGUUUCCUCUUCAAGACCCUUUCACAAAUUUUUUUAUCAAAAUUUUGUUUAUAUUUCACCAGGAUGUCUUCCCAGAAUAUUCAGUGAUGCAACAAUCAGACGUAUCGGAAUCGGACCACAGAGGUUAUGUUAUUCAUCCUUCCCUGAAAA